This is a messenger RNA of Chara braunii, 6200 nucleotides long. The record is from the annotation of a GenBank genome assembly. NCBI's taxonomy places the organism in Eukaryota, Viridiplantae, Streptophyta, Charophyceae, Charales, Characeae.
GUCGUUUGCAUCCGCCGCAGUGUAGCUGCCUGAUCCUGAGAGCCUACGACCGGUCCUCCGAUCGAUCCCCCGAGCCAUCUCAGUUCUUUUUCCGGACGAGUAUGGACGCGCACGCAGCGUCAGCGAUGGUCAGAUCGCUAGGUGAUCAUAUUUGCAGCAGAGAACCGAACACUAGAAAGAGAGGAAGAGAGAGAGCAAAAGAGAGGGAUAGACAUAGAAAGAAGUUGAGUACUUCACCUGUACGCCGCCUCCUCUAGUGGCACCUGCGUUAAAUCAUCUCCUUCCUCGGUCCAUCCGACUCUCUCUCUCUCUCUCUCACACACACACACACRCACACACGCACACACUCACACACACACGAGCGCGCACACACGCACACACAGACAUAGACGCACACAUACACAGAUAAACACACACAGACACACACACAAGCAUACACAUAUGCGCUGUCAGCAUUUACACUCUUGAGCUUUACGUCUGGGCUUUGUGGUUUCUCCGCAAUCGCGCUCGGGCGCACGAGAGAGCGCAAACCUGUCGCUCUCUGCGGCCGGGAAUCGGCCAACGAUUGACUAGACCAUCGGCUGGGAUAACAUGUGUGUUGAAACUGAUCAAAGGAAUACCAUUUCUUUCGAGCGAGCGAUUAAUGAAAGCGGUGAUUCAUUGAUUGAUUGGUUGGUUGAUUGAUUGAUUGAUUGAUUGAUUCAUUCAUUCAUUCAUUCAUUGAAUUGAUCUACUGAUCGGUUAAUAGAUUGAUUGGCACCCUCAACCGUCAUUUUCUCUCGGCAAUUAGGGGAUUCGUCCUUGCGCGGGAGUCUUCCUCUUCCUCUUCCAACGUGAACCGACAGGAGCGGAAUCCAUUGACAGGAGCGAUGCUGCGCUCCCGAUGGUUUCCUUGUUCGAUUCAUUGAUUGAUUGAUUGAUUGAUUGAUUGAUUGAGGGAUUGAUUCGCGUCUAGAACCAGUUUUUCUCUUCCCGCUAGUUUACUUCAUCUGAUUGAUUGAUUCACCGAUUGUCUGUCUACUUGUGACCAGUUGCUUGAGUUCAAAAACGUAACUGGCUUGAUUUCCGCCGUUUUCCCAUUGCGUUCCCGCUCUUUGCCGUCUCCUUUCCCGCUCUUCUACCCCCGCACCGUUCCCGCUCUUUCCACCGCUCUGUUCCUGGGGACUAGCAAUUACUCGUCUUGAAUCGUACGGACAAUUGUCUAUGUUGCGACUGACGAAUCGACGGGUCUUCUUCUUCCCGACAAUCAUUAAUUAGUGUCGAUAUACAUAUCUAUAUUUAUGGUUAUUUAUGUGGCUUGGUAUCAUUGACAGAUGGGUGCUAAGCAACUCUCCGCUCUCCGCUCCUCUGGUUCUCCAUGCCAUCAACCAAUUAAGAAUUGAUUACCGACUGAUUAGUAUCUGAUUCUUGAUCGACGAUUAGCAAGAAUUAAUUGCCGACUGAUUAGUAUGCUGACAGAGUAUGUGUGAUUGGUAGUUAAUUACAGACUGAGAAGUAUCUAAUACUCCCAUCCAUAAAAGUCACCGGGGUCAUAAAAGUCAGCUUCUGGAUGAUUCGGAGAUGAGCCUCAUAACGGCAGCGGGCGAACUGAUACCGAACGUGCAGCAGUCGUGGAUCAGAGUGAUUAGCUCACGCGAUCAGAGUGACCCGUUCUUGCAUUAGUGACUCAUACUUCUUGCGACAUGGACUCAUACAUCACACACCACAACACACACACACACACACACAGACACACACACACACACACACACACACACACACACACACACACAGAGUCUGAGAGAGAGAGAGAGAGAGAGAGAGAGAGAGAGAGAGAGAGAGAGAGAGAGAGAGAGAGAGAGAGAGUCUGAGAGAAUGACUCGGAGAGCGGCGGAAGAGGCGGAAAAGCUUCGUCAGAGGGCGAAUGAGAUGCUCCGCCAGGAUCCGCGCAACGCGCUGCGGUACGCGGAGGAAGCCAACGUAAAGAAUUACACCCCCGAUGGAGACAAGCUGAUCACCAUCAUCAGGAUUCAUAUUGCCGCUGCUGUUCGUAUGCCCGGCUCCCCCGAUGGUCGGGAUUGGUACGGCAUUCUUCAGGUCAAUCCCACUGAUUCCCACGACACGAUGCGCACCAAGUACCGCGCUCUGUGCCUGCACACGCAUCCCGACAAGGCCAAGAAUUUUGAUGGGUGUGAAAACGCUUUCAGACUGCUGAAGCUUGCGUGGGAAGUGCUCGGGGAUGCCAACAAGCGAAGAGCAUACGAUCAAUCACUGGCGCAGAGAAGAGCUCCAGGUGGACUCGCAGGGGGAGGAGGGGGAGCAAGGGGAGGAGGAGGAGGAGGAGGAGGUGUUGGUGGUGUGAACUACGGCCAUUACUCCUCAUCGUCCACGGUUCCUCCCUCGAGGUCGGGAUCGGGAUCGACGCCAUCGUCGUCUUCGUCGGCGACGGUAUCGCGGCCUGCCAUUCAGGAGCCGUUCACCGUCGCGGUUACAUGCCCGUUCUGCAAACACGCCUGCCGGAGGAAGUACUCGGUCAUGAUGGGCAGACAGGUUCUCAGUGAUGAACUCAUCUUCUGCGCGAAGUGCCAACGAAACUUCUAUCCUUAAGAGAUUCAAAAUUCAACGAGUUGGCGCAGCAGCAGCAGCAGCAGGAGGAGGAGGAGGAGGAGGAGGAGGAGGAGGAGUAGGAGUUCAGCGCGCCGGAAGAAGGAAGGAGGACAACCUGAAACGUCGUCGUCGCUUACAUGUCUGAUCGACCCUCCUUCAUGUCCUGACGUGUAAAAUAUACAUUGAUUAUGGUGGACAUAUGAUUGAACGUGGGUUGGAUAGGAUGCUACUGCUGGGACGACACACUCACCCUCUCUCUCCUCUCUCUCUCUCUCUCUCUCUCUCUCUCUCUCUCUCUCUAAAACCUUUGAUUGCCAAGGAUAGGAGGGCCGGCAGAGUUGAAGGUUGUGAGUCGGAGUGAGAGUGAGGGAGCGAGAGGGUGAGGUUGGUCGAAUUGCGCUUUCGAAUACGGAGAGAGCAAGCAAUACGGAAAGGCGGUCGGAACAGGAGAGAGAGAGAGAGAGAGAGAGAGAGAGAGAGAGAGAGAGAGAGAGAGAGAGUUUUGAAGUAGUGGUAUGGGAUCGAUAGGGAUGUCGAUGAACCAUCGGUGGGUGUGAGCGCGCACGUGUAUGUAUGUGCUUCUCCGCGAAUCUGGGGGCAGAGAGAGAGAAAAGCGAAGAAGGUGGGCCUUAAGCGAAGAAGGACGCCGCUCCGUUGAUUUGCGCGCCGUUGAUCUUCUGCUGACGUCUAAAUGCAUCGGACAGACUUCUUGCGGGCGGGUGGGCGUUUCUACUCGAACGAAACAAAGUAGAAACGCCCAAUCGAUGUAAGAUACGGAGGUUUAUAGUGAAUGGAGGAGCACAGAGAAGAGGAGAAGAGAAGGAGAGGAGAAGGGAGGGAGAUUGUAGCGAAAGCUGGGUUGUGUGAGGUUGAAUAAAGAACGGAGGGGAAUAGAAGAGAACAGCUCUGCGCAUUUCCGCCGCAGAUCAUCGGAGGGGUUUCGAAGGUGCAAAAAGAGUUACGUGACUAGAUUCUUUGUUCAUUAGAGGGCUUAUCCAUUUAUUUAUUCUUUUGUCCACACACACACACACACACACACACACACACACACACACACACACACACACACACACACACACACACACACACACAUAGAGAGAGAGAAAGAGAGAGAGAGAGUUGGGGCGGGAGGGAGGGGAGGGGGCAGGGCGGUGUUUGUUCUGCACGUCUGAUGACGAGAGCGCCACUGACUUUCGUCUUGCGUGCGCCCGAUAGCGACCGGACCGAGCGACGGACGAACCCACCGACCGGUCGAGCGGCAUACACGCGGGCCAAUGACCGGCAGCGGAAUGCACUUGACGAGCCAGCAGCUUUUGUCUUUCGUUGUCUAUCUAUCUAUCUAUCUUAGUAUUUCAAGUCACACAGGUAUAGCCAGCUACUUAAGAGGAAGCCGGAGAGAAGCAAGAGAGAGAGAAGGCAGAGACCAGAUUGAGAAGACACAGAGAAGACACAGAGACGAUAGACCGGAGAGAGAGAACCACUUACCCUCCUGAUCACACAACCGUGCACACAGAGAGAGAGAGAGAGAGAGAGAGAGAGAGAGAUGUCUUUCUUAAUUACCGAAAGCCUCGUUCGAUCUGUGUGUUUAGCCGUCGAACGUUGCGCCCUCAGUUGUUGAGCCAUUCCAUUCUCCCGUCUUCCUGACGCAGCUUCCGGUCCGACAGCUGCGGCAGUGGUGCUUAACGACAGUUUAUGUUUGUAUACUUAUCUAUCUAUCUAUCUAUCUAUCUAUCUAUAAGAUAGAUAGAUAGGUAGAUAGAUACUGUACGGCAGGGGAGGUCAAGAUAACGUUGUUUAACGGAGGGAGUGAAUGGAUGGCAUAACGCACGACGGACGACUACUUGGCUGUAGGGGAAAGGUGGAAGCUGGGGGGGGAGGUCUCUCUCCUCUCGACAUAGCCGACCUACCUUUAUCCUCUUCCAUUUUCGAUUUCCACAGUCGUCACUGGAAGCAGAGAGACACGUCCGCUCAGACCAGGUCUGGCCUAUUAUAUCGGGCCCUUUUGCUUCUCACAGACACAGAGAGAGAGAGAGAGAGAGAGAGAGAGAGAGAGAGAGAGAGAGAGAGAGAGAGAGAGAGGAAGCAUGGUUGGUGUCUUCAGCCUGGGGAGUGCAAAAAAAGAAACACGGGAGGGGAGGAGAGUGGAGACGAGGGGAAGUAUAUAUGUCUGAUCUCAGUUCUCUCGUUUAAUCGGAAUGAUCAGCGUCAUGAUCUGCUAUCUUCAUCGAAUCUUCCUUUAUCCGUUGGUUAUCCGUUUUUGAUCUGGUAUCUUCAUUGAAUCUUCCCUGAAAUUCGAUUUUUUCCGAUCGGCGUGUCGGGGUCUGGACGACUCCGAUCCGCGAUCGCAGCCGUCCGAUCGACGGCCUGGAGGACUCCGAGAUUCACGAACCAUCUUCAAUCGCGGAUCGGGGCUGACGGUCGGGAUCUCGGAUUUGGAGGUCGAGGGCCAGACGACCUGUGCGUAUAUAUAUAUAGAGAGAGGGCCCCGAGCCCCACAGAUAGCCGUUCGAUUUAAGAUUUUUCGGUGUUCUGGUCUCUAUCUGUGAAUUCUUUAAUGGAGGAUGGGUUAUAUCUCUGUACAGUAAAGCGAGGAGAAGACGGGAGAGAAUGAGCGGGAUCCCUUUCGGAAGGGAGCAUGAUCGGGAUCCCUUUCAGAAGAUGAGCCCUUUAUGAACAGCGACGGAAACAGGCAACCUUCGUCUAGGAGAUCUUCGUCACCGCCAAAGGCCCUUUGAGAAGAUGACCUCUUCAGAAGAGGACCAGCAGCAGCAGCAGCAGAAAGGGAGGAGGAGGAGGGGGAGGAGGGGGAGGAGAAGGCUGAAGCUGCUGCUGCAGUCUGAGUCUAGGCUUAAUCUACAGUCGUGCGUCAGAGACAUGAUGAUGAUGACAAGAAAUGAUAAUGGAUGUUGAAGACGACGAAGAUUCGAAUGAUGACGACAACGAAAAUCACAAUGCGGGUGAGUCCGUGAGGUUCAAAGUGCGACAACGAAAUCGGCGUCUGCUGUAAGUGUGGGUGCGAGUGUCACACACACACACAGAGAGAGAGAGAGAGAGAGAGAGAGAGAGAGAAGGGGGACAUGUUCGGGAUUCCUUGGCUCGGGGGAGGUGUGAUGACGUCAUCACAGCCGGUGCGAUUAUGUACAGAAGGUUCAGAUAGGUUCAUUUUUAAGGGUCCUGUUUUUUUUUUUUUUUCCCUUUUUUUCAAUGAUUUUGCUCCGUCUUUUGUCAAUUUAGUGCGGAAACUUUAUUGGGGAUUCAUUCCGUCAAACGUUGUUACCCAGUAGCAAUGGGGAAAGAGGAUCGUAAGCCGCGGGGACAGAAAACGCAGUUAAAGGAAAAACCGAGUCAGGCACGAUGUGGUGCCAGUGUUUGUUGGAGAGAGAGAGAGAGAGAGAGAGAGAGAGAGAGAAGUGUAACCGGAGUGGGGACGUGGUGAUUCAUCCUCUGGAUGAAUUUUGCGGGGGAGGAGGAUGAAUGUCGCGCGGGACGAGUUGCGUGGGACAGACUGCGGUCACCAUCACGGGGUGCCUCUCAAGUCUCGACAGUUUUGCCCUUUUACCUUAGCUUCGUAUUCGUGAAUCGGUCUUGUUGUCAGCUGAGUAACUAGAACACGU